Messenger RNA from Trichobilharzia szidati, 3091 nucleotides. NCBI's taxonomy places the organism in Eukaryota, Metazoa, Platyhelminthes, Trematoda, Strigeidida, Schistosomatidae. The record is from the annotation of a GenBank genome assembly.
AUGUUAACAUUCCUUAAAUCCCCGAGUUUACCAGUUCAUCUGAAGUUUUCUGUAUACUGGACAGUCAUCCUUAUUCACCUAUUCAAUUUUCAACAGUUCCAUUGUUUAACACCGUUGCAAAUAGAUCAGCAUACUGUAAACUCUCAAAUUCUUUCACGCUUUAAACGCAUGGACAGUGAUACCUCAGAUGUUAAUCCGCCUAGUCCAUCAACCAUCAUGAAUAUUUUCUAUCGUAUUCGUGCUGAUCGCAAAGGAUUAAUCACUUGUGAAGUUAAUUCAAAGGAGAAUGACCCAUCAGUCUUGCAUACGACUGCUGUCAACCAAACUAAGGCAAGCUCUGAUUCAGUAGCACAAAGUAAACCCACAAGUACAUUAUAUUUGAUAUGUCCACAGCUUCCGACAUCCAUCUGUUAUAUGGAUUGUAAUCCCAACUGUGUGUUAAAUGAAAACGGUUGUACAAUACCGCAUAGUGUAUCCCAAGUUAUAGAAGGUUGUCAAUUUAAACGUAUCAACGCGAACACAUUCCAAUAUCAAUAUAUCAUUAAUAUGGAGAGACUUGAUCAUACUGGUUUAUGGAAUUGUGAAUAUCGUGGACAACGUGCAGCUAGAUCAUUGGAAUUACAGGCAGCAGAACGUCUACCAGAAAAAAGUUCGGACAUGAGCAAUAAUAACACUGACAAUGAUAAUUUCAUAAAACAAAAUCCAAUUCACAAAAGAAAUAAUUCGCUGCAUAAUGUUCAAUCAAAAUUAACCAAUGAAAAUUCAUCUAAAACAAAAGCAAAGUUUAAAGAAACUUCUCAGAAGGUGACCGUUUUGAAUAAAACUGGUAUGUCGACUAAAUCUUUAAAGAAUUCCACGAAUUCAACUGAAGUUUGGAAACAGGACACUGGAGAGAAAAGUCAAUUUCGUCCAACUCAAAAACAAGAAAGUAGUCAAUUUCUUGAAUUCAGAUUAACGCGUCCAGAACUUGUUCUCAGUUUGGUUGGAGUCUUGGCCAUUUCUUUAAUUAUCAAUAUAAUCUUAAUAAUUCGAUGUGUACUACUGAAAAGUUAUUUAGAUGACACACUACAUGGGAAUAUUAGCUCAAAUCUAAAGUGCUUACUAUGUCUACGACUAAAAUCUGAUUUUAAAAUGUCAAAUACGCUAGACAAAUCUCUGAACCAAUCAAAUCAUCAACCCAUACUUAUGACUUCAUGUCACGUUGGUCAAUUGAUUGAACCAAAUGCAAGUUUUGUGAAUUAUUCUACACAUAUUGAUGAUAAUUUAACAGAAUCAGUUCUACUGUAUCAAAAUAAACCUGGAAGUUAUACACCUCAAGAAGGUAAUCGAUUAUUGCCUAUGAACACAAGUAUUAUUCUUCCAAAUCUCUUUCAAUCGACUAUAUCAACAACACCGUUACCAACUACAACGAUUACAACGAAUGGACCAUUUGUAACAACCAGUCCUACAUUUCAUCAUUUAGUUAAUAAUCCUCAUACAAUUAAUCCAAAUGAUAUUUUAAAGUUUCAUACACAACAGAAUGGACAGAGUAGUUCUGGAGUGUCAUUAGAAUCCGAUCCAGUCAGUAGUAAAAGGGUAAAUCUAUUCCAUUCACAGUCUGUUAACUAUUCUAAACACUCGAGCUGUCAUCCACAGUUACCCGAAUAUUGUUUCGCGAAUGGAAAUAAUAACAAUAAUAAUAAUAGUAUGAUUGGACAGAAUGGUAGCUUAAAUGGUUCUCUAAUCUAUUCAAAUGAUUCAAUAAGUCUAACAGAUACAACUAACGGGAACAGUGUUGUACCGCCUAAUCAUAUAAUAUUAUCACCACAAAAUCCUCAUUCAGCGUAUCGCUUUCAAUACAGUUGUUCUGGUGAACAGUCAGAGAAGACUACACGAAGAAUUGGAAGGCAAUCCCAACAACAAUAUGCCUAUUCAAAUGAUUACAAUAGAAGUUCUCAACAACAACUUAUUUCUUCACAAUCAGCUCACCAAGAAGGAAAACCAAUUCACCUUAAAAGUGACCAGUUCACACCCAGAGAUAAUGACAACGAUGAAAGACAGAACAGUCACGAUUUGAAUGCAUACACAUUUAGAAACAGUUCUACAAUUGAUUCACUGUCCCAUGGUACUAAUAAUUCAGGACAGCAGUUGGAUGAAGGUCUCACACUGCAUUCAGGUCAACUGCCAACAUGUUUAACUCCCCUAGUAGUACGUUUUCCAUCUGGAGAAUCAGGUUUUCUUUUCUGCCCAGCGCGUACAACAACAACAACAAGUGAAAAUUAUCCGUCUGAAAGUUUGUCUCGUAGAGCAAAUCGUAUUUCAAUUCAUGAAAAUCCCUAUACAAAAUCAAUUGACAAGGAAAAGAAGUCACCCUUCGGUGGACAUUUAAAUGUUCAGACUAACUUGGAAGCCAUUAAAUUUGAUAAUUUAAAUCAUUCAAGUCAAAUAUCUCAAAUUUCUGAUGAUGAGACAAAAAUCACUUUUCUACCUGAAAAUCCUAAAGAUCAGUCUUUGAUUUCGACAAAUAUACACGGGAUAAUUUUUAAUGGUUUACCCGAAUAUCAACAGAAUCAUAUUCAAAGAGAUUCAGUAAAACAUUGUAAAAUUGCCUCCAUAGAGAAUGAAGCAUCAUUUAAAUCAGCAUUCAAUCGUCGUACAGAUUCCCAAGAUGAUGAUCGUGAUCAUCAUGAUGAUAGUGAUGACGAUCAGGAAGUAAACGGGACUGCGUUAGUCACUCAGAAAAGCUUUCAUAAAGUAGGUGGGGCUAAUCAUACUACGAGUAGUUCUAAUGACGCCUUAACUGAAGAGAAGAAGACUCAUCAACAAGUAUUGACGAAUUCUACAAUGUAUCCCAUUUUUUAAUUCACUGGAUUCUGUACACUGUAAAUUUCACUUCCUUGAAUUACACAUCAAUUAAGUAAACAGCUACGUUAUCCAACAUGCAGAUUUGAUUUAAAAUUGAAAUUAAUUUAAAUUAAUUGGUAAACACAGAACUACUCAGUGGUGAACAAAACAAUAAGGAUUUAUCUGGGAGACUAUUGGUUUCACCGUUUUCUAUGAUAAUAUAUCAAUGAAACAAGCCAACAUUUUGAUUCUACUAACUGGUUUUGAU